UUUUUUUUUCUAAAUUUUUAAAUUUUUUACUAUAAUUAAAUAAUUGUUUGAUUCUUGUGAUUUUAUUUCGACAGGUUGUGAACGUUUGUUUUUUGAUUUAUAUGGGUGGUAUUUAAGAGGUGAUGAACUUCAUUGCUACUGCUCUGGUUGUAAUUGUGUUAACUGUUCAAUUAAGACUGCCUGAAUUAUGUUUUUUUGUUCACAAAGUUUUAUGAUCAAAAUGAUUCGUUUGGUUUUCGUCUUUGCAUUUUUUACUCAGAUUGUUGCAAUACCAACCAUCUCUUCUGUUAAGUUUGUUAAAUUUUUCGAACAAAUUGAGAUUGUGUUUGAAGAAAACAUUGAUUUUUAUGAAAUUGAUAAUAAAUGUGAUGUGAAGGACUAUUUUGACACUCUUAGCCACGCCCAAAUAGGUGGCGAAUCAGCGGAAUGUAUUAUAUCAACCGCUAACACCAUUUAUAUUAUUCCUGGUGUCAAUGCUAAGCUGAGAAAAAAUGAUAUUCUUCGUUUUGUUGAAAACAAAACAAUGCAGUUAACUUCAUCACUCGAUGAACCAUCACCACAAUUGAAAAUCAACGGACCAAAUAGUCACUGCUUGUGUCCUGGUGAGGAAAUAUACCUUGAUAUAGAUAUGUCAACCGGUCUUGGAUAUGGUUUGCUGCAAAAUAUAACGUGGCGUAUUGAGUCGACUAUUGCUCCAACAACAUCACCUACAGAAGCUGCUAUUGCAAGCACUACUAACGCUGCCACUUCCAUCCAUUCCACUUCUAACGUUACAACACCUGGUACAGUAACUAUUGUUGCAGCAAGUUUAAUGCCUUCUCCGCCUUCCACCUCAUUUUCUUCUUCUCAAGUAACUUCAAGUGUUGCUCAGCAGGAAGCGAAAAAUUCAGCUGCUCCUUCACAAUCGACAACCAGCAUAGUGAAUCCUGUUACAACUCCAGCCCCGACUGAGGCGGAACUUCAAACUGAAUUAGACAACCAAAAAGGGAAAACUGAAAUAACGUUAAGUUUAGGCAAAUUGCGAUCAGAUCGACAAUACACGGUAAAAGUGACAGGAAUUAAUGUAUUUGGAAAAAUCGCUACAGCUUCCAAAACAUUCCAAUUCAAUUCAAAGUGUAGUCCACACGUUACUAUCGCGCAAGGAUCCAACCUUGUGCAAGAUGAGCCAGUGACAUUCCUUGCUUCAGUGAAUUAUCCCAAAUGCUACAACAUGACCGGCGUGCCUAUAUUUAAAUGGGAAGUAACGCUAAACGAUGUACCUGUGAAUCUCAAUUCUGCUGUCACAAAUCGAAACAUCUUCGUUGCACGUGAAAACACCUUUGAAGAGCAUAAGGAUUACAAAGUUUCAGUUACCGUGACAACUCGAAGUAUGACAAAUGAAGAAUCUGUUUCGAGCAAUCAUCAAAUGUUUGAGGUGCAUGCACACCAUGUUGAGAUAGGUAUUGAGGGGGGUGAUAGAGAAAUCAGUCUCAACGAUAUUCUCCAUAUAGAAACGUUCCCAAAAGAAGGUAUUGACGAAGAUGCUACCUUUACAUGGUCAUGCAUGGAUGAUUCUGGCAAUCCCUGCAAAAAGGGAGAUGAAAAUUUAGUUCUUCCUUCACAGAAAGAUUUAUCACUGAAAAUGUUGGAAGGAAGUUUUGUGCUGGGAACAGUGUACACGUUCAAACUAACUUUCACUGACGAAGGAGAAGUUAUAGAAGAUCAAGUUCUUGUGAAGAUCAUAUCGGACGUAGAUAUACAACUCGUCGUGGCCGUACAACAGCAUGAACUUACUGUUGUUGAGCCGAUCGUCUUUACUGCAAAGAUUUCGGGGAAUUUGAAAACAUUUACGUACGAGUGGCGGUGCUAUAACUCAUUCGAUCCAAGACAAGCUAACAUCAAGCAUGUCCCACCUGGUAAAACAGUAACAGUGACGAAUGAUGAAAAAACACAUCAAAUCCGUUCAUUUGAUAUGCACUACACGGGCAAAAUUGGUCCGGGCUAUCAUUUAACGUGUAAGUGCGAGGUGGAGAUGAAUGGGAAAUCAAUAAAAGCCAGUGAUAAAAUCCGUAUGUUUUUUCCCAUUCAAAAUGCAGAAUUGAGCGUGUCACCAACCUUCGGUUCGCCUUCUGAGACCAUCUUCAGAUUUCGUACCUAUCAUUGGACAGCAUUUGAGUCUAACCAACCAUUAUUGUUCCGAUUUGGUUACACUAAAAAAGAUGGAGAUGUGUUUCUCACUGGUUGGAGCACAAAGAACAGCGUAGGUGGAGUGCGUCUUCCUGGUACGCCUGAAGAAGCAAAGACGGUCUUCGUGGAGAUGAUUAAUGCCGAGCACAUGAUUACAAGAGUCGAGAAUAGCAUCGAAUUAAAAGCCUUAAAAAUGUCGAAGGCUGUUCUUGAAGCGGAACUGAUUAAUCGAACCCACAAAUUUGUCAACAGGGAUCAAUUCAAAGCAUCAAUGUACCUGGAUAAUUAUGUCACUACUAACGGCUUAGCUAACUUACCAAUGGAGAACCUCACAGACGCAGACAUGCAAACCCAUUUUAUACAGUACAUCAGUUUAUUUAUGAAGACGCCAGCAACAUUCGCCACGACGGAAAAUGUAGUUCACUUAACGGAAACUUUUAUGAACAAAUCAAAGGGAAAAGUUUUUGAAGGUGUUUUUAAUAAGACUAUCGAGUUGAUUCACUUUUUGACCGACGACAAUUUCCCUCUGGUUGAGAAAAAGGCGUCAAUACACAAAGUUAAAGGCCUUCUCGUGACAAUCAACAGUUUCUUGGAGCAACCUGCAUACCGCGACAGAAUUAAACCACUAAAAGAUGCCCUGCUAAAAAAGUUUAGCCAGUAUAUAUGUAGUGCUAUUGACGUGCCAAGCAUAUUGAAUGAUUUCUUUGAGACCAAAAACAAGUUUUUAAAUCUAAAAGUCAAAGAGGAGAAGUUUCUAUCAGAUGUAUCAUCAACUGUGCUGACUUUGAGCAAUAAUUUCACUGAUACAUAUACCUCGUGGGCUUGUUCAAGUACGAAUUCAAAAUGCAAUGGUUUGUGUAUAAGCGAAGUCUGGUAUGAGCGUGCAAUGUUCGACUCUUACAGUAACUUUUCGAAAGAAUGGCAGCUAGUAACAGAUGUGUAUCACGUGAGACUGUACAAGCCAAACCCUCCUCACGUGGAGAUUGACACAACUCAAACAAGUGAAAAUUAUGACAUCAUUUUACCUGCUACUGAUGCCGAUCUUACUUUCGAUGACACUAUACAGUGUCAAAUUCUGGAUCCUGAAACGGGUGGCUAUGACAACAUGACAUGCGACAGCACAAAGCUUGUAUUAAAUAAAAAUGGCGACAAAGAGAUACAUUGUAACUGUCAGAAGUUGGGAAAGGUCGCAGCGUUUAAACAUGUCAUUGAAAUUAUAACUACGACGGAGCUACCCUAUAAAGGAGAAAACAUAAGCGUAAGCUUGUACUUCUACGCUCCGAAGUCUGUCUGCAUAUUUCCAAACAAGUACAAGUUCUUUGAGAAAAAGCUACGUACUGGAUUGGCGAGAGAAUUCAGAAUCUCUGAAGAUCGAAUAACAUUUUUUAAGUGUCAGUUAGGCAGCAUCAUCAUACCAGUACAUAUCACUGACGGAGAGCCGAAUACAAGAGCAAAAAGGAAUUAUAAUUUGAAAUAUGAAGUGCUUGAAUUCAUUAGAAAAGAGGAAUUCUCCGUGACAAUGAAGUCUGGUACCUACCCAAUGUUUAACGUUAACAAAACCACUCCCAAACCUCCACCUCCUACAAUCCCACCUAUUGGUGAGGUGGACACAGAAUGGUAUCCUAUCGGUAUUGCGAUUGCUGUCGUGUUGUUGUGCUUUUUCUUAUGUGCCGUCACGACUUGGAUGGUUCACACACGCUUACUUAAAAACAAAGUGUUUAACAGCGUAAACAGUAAUGUACGUGAGGAACUGACUGAUGCGGAAGAGUUAGAACUUGCUGAUACUAAAGCCAGAGAAAAAAAGAUGGUCAGUAUUUUAGAAGAGGACGCUGGAGAUAUGGUCGACGGCGUGAAUGCAAGCGCAACGUCGUUAUCAAGAAACAAAAAGAAACGAAACAACAUCCAUCCAGUUACAGAUUCGAACGCGUUUGCCUUAGACGGAUCAAUCACGCGCGAAUCUGCAAGACUAGAUUCUCCACGCUUAGCCUUGGAUGACUCAAGCGAUGAGGAAACUCCACCUUCAAAUGAUGGCAGCACCGCUGGGUUGUUUUUGGCGUCAUCGAAUGCGUCGAUGCGACAAAACAAAUUUGAAGAUAGUAAUGAACCUGCUGCAGCCAGCGCUGACAUAAAGAAUGAGAAUGAACAUGAGAGCACAAGUGUAUAAAUAUACCACACGGAUUUUAUUUGAUUUUGUAUCAUCCAGAAAAAUCGAGGCAAGGCAAAAAUCUUCAACGCCCGACGAGGUUAAAAAAAAUAGAUAAUAUAUGUACGAUGAAAAGAGAUAAAAAAUACUUAUUGAAUAUGUUUUGAAAUUGUAAUCUUAGGAUUAAUAUUAGCAUUAUUAGCACCGACGAAUGGAAUUUUCAUAUUAAUUUUUCAGCAUUAAUUUUUUUCUUUAUGGUGGUGUUUAAAAAACUCUUAAAUCGGCGAGGGUUGAUAGCUCCUUGUCUUUUUAUAGACCUGUGUCGUUGAUGUUGAUUCAAAAUGUGAAAAACAAUAAGAAACAUGAAAAAAAAAGGAUUUGUAAUUUUGUUGAAAUUUGUAAAUAAAAACAGAAAUAUAGCAUUGCAUUGAGUUUGUACCA
Hydractinia symbiolongicarpus is the source of this 4750-nucleotide messenger RNA. RefSeq lists its product as uncharacterized. The record is from RefSeq and is a predicted model, not a curated record. NCBI's taxonomy places the organism in Eukaryota, Metazoa, Cnidaria, Hydrozoa, Anthoathecata, Hydractiniidae. The transcript has 10 exons. Bases 188 to 4330 code for a protein of 1380 amino acids.